CACAGUAGUCAUACCUUUCUACCUAAUAUUUUGAGUUGUGUAUUGAUCAUUAAUGUAGUUCUUUGAAGUCAUUCUCAAAUUCUCUAUUCCAAAAUGACAUGGGAAAACUGCGUAGUUAAGCUAAACAGUGAUUCUACUGGAAGUUUUUAUUCUGGAGAUGUUGUAGCCGGCUCAGUGAUAUUAAAAUUCAAACGGAAACAAAAGAUAGAACGAAUAGAUUUUGUAGCGUGUGGUUAUAGCAAAGCGAGUUGGACAAGGCCCAGUGCAACGUUGCCACAUAUAAAAUUCUAUUCACAGAAGAAAAAGUUGCUCCACAUUACCAUCGACCUAUUUGGCAACUUACAAGGUAAAACAGUGGAACAAGGAGAAUACGAAUAUCCUUUUUGUUUCGCACUGCCGAAUGAUUUACCUUCAUCUUUUGAAAGUUCUAUUGCAAAAGUGCACUAUCGUAUCAAAAUAAAAUGUAGUGGCGAUUGCAAACAUAAAAAAACGCUACCAUUCAUUGUUUUGGGAAAUGUCAAUCUUAAUCAUAAAGAAAUAUAUUUGCUACCGUCCUAUCAUGAAAUAAAUAAACGUUUAUGGAAUACAGGGAACAUUUCGUUAACGAUCAAAACUUACACAGGGUUUUCUUCAAGACAAAAUAUACCUAUCGACGUAACAAUAAAUAAUGAAAGGAAUGUUAAAUUAUAUAAACUCAGUGCUUCCUUGAUUCAGAAAUUAAAGUACAUUGUAACGGAAGGCUAUGCUGACGAAGAAAAAAAGAUAUGCAAAGUAUUUAAAAAUAACUUUCAAAAUGAGAACAAAGAAAUGUGUCGCCUGAACAUGGACAUUCCACAUUUAGUACCAUCCAGCAUACAUACCCAAAAUCCUAUGGUUGAUAUUUCGUACAUCCUUAGGAUACAACUUCAAUUUACAUUUCGUCCUACGGACCUAACUGAAGAUAUACCUGUUAUUGUUGCAACAGUUCCUGUACUACAUACUGAAUUUAACGAGUUUUAAUCUAUACAUAAAAAUGAAUUCCUAAUUCCUUUGGUCAC
This is a messenger RNA of Diatraea saccharalis (sugarcane borer), 1037 nucleotides long. The record is from the annotation of a GenBank genome assembly. NCBI's taxonomy places the organism in Eukaryota, Metazoa, Arthropoda, Insecta, Lepidoptera, Crambidae.